UAUUUGUUUCAGAUAUUUUCUGCAUUUGGUUUUGUUCACAAAAUUGCUACAUUUGAAAAGGCUGCUGGCUUCCAGGCAUUAAUCCAAUUCACUGAUGCUGAAACUGCUUCUUCAGCGAUAGAUGCCUUGCAUGGUAGAAGUAUUCCCAGGUACUUGCUUCCAGAUCAUGUUACUUCUUCUCAUCUGCGAAUCUCGUAUUCUGCACACACUGAUCUAAAUAUCAAAUUUCAGUCUCAUUGGAGCAGGUAA
This is a messenger RNA of Hibiscus syriacus, 249 nucleotides long. RefSeq names its product polypyrimidine tract-binding protein homolog 1-like. Lineage: Eukaryota; Viridiplantae; Streptophyta; Magnoliopsida; Malvales; Malvaceae. The record is from RefSeq and is a predicted model, not a curated record. Gene Ontology annotation, biological process: regulation of RNA splicing. The annotation marks the transcript as partial. Gene Ontology annotation, cellular component: nucleus. Gene Ontology annotation, molecular function: mRNA binding. The transcript has 3 exons.